AGAAGAAAAAGAAGAAGAAGGAAGAGGAGAUAGACAUUGAUGUGGAUGACCCAGAAGUCAGCCGCUUCCAGUACCCCUUCCAUGAGCUCAUGGUCUGGGCAGUGCUGAUGAAGCGGCAGAAGAUGGCUCUCUUCCUUUGGCAACGUGGAGAGGAGACCAUGGCCAAGGCACUGGUGGCCUGCAAACUCUACAAAGCCAUGGCCCACGAGUCUUCAGAGAGCGAGCUGGUGGAUGACAUCUCUCAAGACCUGGACAACAACUCAAAAGAUUUUGGCCAGCUUGCUGUUGAGCUGCUGGAUCAAUCAUAUAAGCAUGAUGAGCAAGUAGCCAUGAAACUUUUGACAUAUGAGCUGAAAAACUGGAGCAACUCUACUUGCCUGAAACUUGCAGUGGCAGCAAAGCACAGGGACUUCAUCGCGCACACCUGCAGCCAGAUGUUACUGACAGACAUGUGGAUGGGGAGGUUGCGCAUGAGGAAAAAUCCGGGCCUUAAGGUUAUCAUGGGGAUCCUCAUACCUCCUACCAUCCUGUUCCUGGAGUUCCGUACCUCUGAUGACUAUUCCUACCAAACGUCAAAGGAAAAUGAAGUCGGGAAAGAAAAAGAAGAAGAAAAUGUGGUCAGUGGCAGCCCAUCUCUAUAAGCCUCUCAACACCAC
Messenger RNA from Podarcis muralis (Common wall lizard), 656 nucleotides. NCBI's taxonomy places the organism in Eukaryota, Metazoa, Chordata, Lepidosauria, Squamata, Lacertidae. The record is from RefSeq and is a predicted model, not a curated record.